Messenger RNA from Schistosoma rodhaini, 324 nucleotides. Lineage: Eukaryota; Metazoa; Platyhelminthes; Trematoda; Strigeidida; Schistosomatidae. The record is from the annotation of a GenBank genome assembly.
AUGCUUCCAUCUUCAACAAAGUUGUAUCAUGUUACAUCAGAAUGGUCAGAUUCUGAAUUAAGUUUAUUACUAAGUGCGUUAAAGAGAAAUCGUUCAUUUUCAACACGUGAAUUAGCUGAAUUCAUACAGACAAAAAACAAAAGAGAUGUGGAUGAAAAGAAUUUACAGGAUCCACAAAUUACUGUGCCGGAAGUCAAACCUGAAGGAUCAAUUGAUAUUUUAUUACAAAUAACUAGACACAGCUGUACUGAAUACUAUAAUUAUAGUAUGACAUUAAAUGAAGUUCUCCAACGAGCUUCUACGUGGGAAAGUGUAGUGUCGUAA